This is a messenger RNA of Ciona intestinalis (vase tunicate), 2605 nucleotides long. Its product is annotated as sodium-dependent phosphate transport protein 2B-like. The record is from RefSeq and is a predicted model, not a curated record. Lineage: Eukaryota; Metazoa; Chordata; Ascidiacea; Phlebobranchia; Cionidae. Gene Ontology annotation, biological process: sodium-dependent phosphate transport. Gene Ontology annotation, molecular function: sodium:phosphate symporter activity. Gene Ontology annotation, cellular component: vesicle; brush border; apical plasma membrane.
UAUUAUUUUAGUUUGAUUAAAAUUUUUGUUUGUGUACAAAUGAAACAUCAAUGGUUGUUUGGAAGUUUACCAAGUAUGAUUAUGCAGAAUCAAAUCGCUUGUCUGUGAUAUGGAUAAACGAUAACGCCAUACUCUGUACAAAUUGCAUCAUAUACGCAUAACCUUAACUCCACUAACCGCGAGCCCAAUUUACAAGAACAUCAAUGAGAUGCAAUGUUUGUUUCCUAAUAAAACAUUCUCCACACGAGUGCACCGCGUGCAUCGGAAAGAAGGGCGUGUUGUGGGCGCCAAGUGCUACUGUUUACUCAUGAUAACCUUUGCACCACCUUUAACUGCUAUAAGAAUUGGGCGUCUUGAGCGAAUCCUCGCAGUUUGCAGCACUGAGGUCUUGGAGCGAAAGGAAAUUUUUUAAAAUUCUUUUUUUUGACUUGGAACAAUUGGUUAACGAAAAUGGAUCAAAAGACGAACAUUCCUUUAGAAAACGUUGUUUUGGAUGAAAAGCCGGAAACUAAAAAAGAGGAUCAUUACGCAAUAGACUGGGAAGAUGACGACAAUUCAACCAAGUGGAGCGACAAAACUACCAAAGAAAAAAUCUUUGGGACAGUUUUUAUAAUCGUUAAGAUCAUUCUUGCAGUUGCCUGUCUUUAUCUUUUCAUCUGUUCGAUUAGUAUGCUCGGUGAUGGCUUUCAAAUAUUAGCUGGUAAAACUGCUGGUGAAGUUUUCUCCAACGAUUCGUUUCUCUCAAAUCCUCUCACUGGUUUAAUCAUCGGGAUUCUUGUGACUGCUCUAGUUCAAAGCUCUUCUACAUCAACAUCAAUUGUCAUCACUAUGGUAGCAUCUGGAAUUCUUCCAGUACACAUCGCGAUUCCAAUUAUCAUGGGCAGCAACAUUGGAACUUCUGUCACAAACACAAUUGUUGCUAUGACACAAUCGUUGGACAAGAAUGAUUUUAGAAGAGCAUUCGCGGGAGCCACUGUACUUGAUGUUUUCAACCUUCUGACUGUCCUAGUAUUCUUUCCAUUAGAAAGAGUCUCUGGUUACUUGGAAGUAACAACGGGUGCAAUUAUCGACUCUUUUAACAUUCAAGGUGGCAGCGAUACACCUGACCUACUGAAGGUAUUGACUGACCCAGUAGUCCUUGGGAUUGUGCGAAUCAAUGAUUCUGUUAUAUCGUUAACUGCACAAGACAUUCCACUGGAAGCCGGCUCCAGCAUGAUUGACUUGUGGUGUGAGCAAACAACAGCCAUCCUGAACAGGACAACCCUGGUAAACGUGAGCAUGCCACUGAUUACUGAACAGCAGAACACCGCUACCGUCAUAACUCCAAUAAAUCAAUCUAUCAGUGAAACUGUGCUUGUCGGAAUCAGAUUAUGCAAAUCUCCGGACGACUUUUUAUUUGCAAACACUGGUCUCUCCGAUUUAGAAGCUGGAAUAAUAAUUCUCGUCACAUCCCUCAUCAUCCUAACUUCAUGUCUUAUUCUUAUGGUUAAACUUUUGAACUCGAUGAUGCACGGAACAGUUUCAAGACUCAUCAAGAAAGUGAUCAAUAUAGACUUUAAGUACCCGUUCGGAUGGGUGGCAGGUUACAUUGCUAUCCUUGUCGGAGCUGGUCUUACCUUUGUAGUACAAAGCAGCUCCGUGUUUACCUCGACACUGACACCUCUGGUCGGUAUGGGAAUGAUCAGCCUGGAACGAAUGUAUCCACUCACCCUGGGUGCAAACAUCGGCACCACGACCACGGGCAUCUUCGCAGCUUUAGCCAGCGACCCAGACCGACUCGAAUAUUCAUUGCAAAUCGCUCUCGUCCAUCUCUUCUUUAACGUAAGCGGAAUUGCGCUGUGGUAUCCGGUUCCGUUUCUACGACGUAUUCCGCUGAAGGGAGCGAAGGCAUUGGGAAACACGACGGCAGAAUAUCGGUGGUUCGCCGUGCUCUACAUCCUGUUCGUUUUCUUCCUUAUUCCACUUCUGCUGCUCGGUCUCUCAUUUGCUGAUUUCUGGGCCAUGAUGUCUUUUGUCAUUCUUGUCCUCGCCAUCUUGUUUUUUGUGACAGUGACAAACCUGUUGCAAACACACCGACCGCAGUGGUUGCCAGCUGUUCUUCGUAGCUGGAAAUUUCUGCCGGAGUGGAUGCGCUCUCUCCGACCGUACGAUACUUUCUUCACAAAAUACCUCCUUUGCCAAUGUUGUUGCAAACCUCCAGUAGAUUCAGAUAGCGAACUGAGUUCAUCAGCUUCUUCAAUAGAUGGUUGCGACAACGAAGGGUUCGACGCUGGUUUGGAAAUCGUGCUUACCAAACUGUAAUUAUAACACAGCGGUUGCUAAUUUGUUUUUAAUGGAAGUCACAUAAGUUGUUUUUCCCGACACCUAUUUUAUUGGACAAGGGGUAUAGGCGUCACAAGAAUAUAGUUUAGCCUAUUUUAAGAGUAUCAUAUUGCACAUAUGUAUCGUAUGAGCAUCGUAUGCGUAUUAAAUCGCAAGCUGCUACAUUUCGCUUUGAAAUUGAAGUUCACCAAUAAAAAGACAUUUAGUAUUUUUAGCAAUCUAUAAAACUGUUCCGCAUGUUUUCUCGUUAUCAAUACAUAAAUAUGACGCACAUCAGAAAAAA